GCUGCUCUUGCCACCCCAUGAGCACUCCCAAAGCCUUCUAGUUUUCCUUUCCCGUCUUAUCCCAACCAGCAGAGCCGAGCUCCAUAAAACUCAGGAGACAAACCCGCACAGACUCUAGUUAUAGAUAUUUGCUAGGAUCUCCCUAGAAAGAGAAAAGAGGGUUUGUUGUUAGAUUAUAAUCCUACCCUAUCUAUCACUCUGAUCUCCAUAACAUAUAUUUCCUCUUUUUAUAGGCAAGAUUCAGAGGUUCCCAGGUAUCAUGGAAAAAAGCUGUCAUUCCUCCACCUCCACGACCAUCCCGAAUCCCAUCACCACCGCUGCCGCUGCCGCCGCCGCCGCCGCCAGUUCCAGCAGCUCUGUAAGCACUUCCUCCUCCUCCUCCACCACCACCACCACCACCACCACCACCACCACCACUAGCUCUCACAUCCAGACCUCCCUCAAGUCCCUCAACAAGGCCUCUUAUAAGAUCUCUAAGCCCCUCCCCAAAAAUCCAAACCCUAACUCCACCCGCCCCUCCCCGCCGCCCGCCGCUAUAAAUAGCGGCGGCGCUCCGCCUCAGCAGUCGCAGCCCCCCGUCUAUAACAUCGACAAGAACGACUUCCGAGACGUCGUCCAGAAGCUCACCGGAUCCCCCGCCCACCACCAACCCCGCCCGGCGGCGCCGCCUCCCUCUCCCCCUCCUGUCGCCGCCCCCGCCUCCACCUCCCGCCUCCAUCGCAUCCGCCCGCCGCCCCUCGCCCACCUGCCCCCUCCGUCCACCGCACUCACCACCGGGCCCCCGCCGCCGGCCUCCGCCGCUGUCGACGUCUGGAUGCGGCCUUCCCUUUCCCCACUCCCCCCGUUCCCCACCGUCAGUGCCGCCGCGGAAUCGCCCAUCUCCGCCUACAUGCGCCGCCUCCACAGCGGCGGGGUCGGGCAGCCGCCGCUGGUGCCCUCACCAACGGCGGCGGCGCUGCUGCUGCCCCCGCCGACUUCCCCACUGGGGUUCGGGUGCCUGCCGUCCCCCCGGACAGCGUACCAGAUGAUGCUGUCGCCGGGCAUGGUGUUCCCGACCUCGCCAGGAGUGUCCUUGCCGAGCCCGAGGUUGGGGGAUCCGUGAUGGGAGGGCUUCGAUGCUUCCUUUCUCUGGAUUAGCCGGCUCUCCAGCCCAGAAGGUCAAACUGUUUCGGAACCGACCAUAGUGCAAGGGUUAUUGCGUGAUUGCUCUGCUCUCCUACAUUGGCCUCAUCUUAUACUCAAACCACCCUCAAAGAUAGCCCACAGCUCUCCAACUUAAGGGCCAAGUAGGCUCAGGUAGGUCAAUCGAGCAUGAUAUCUGGUAUCAAUAGUAGCAGAUACUGAUAUGAAACUAUAUGUUGGCUGAAAUGAAACCAUGCCUCCAUCUACAAGUUACAUCUGCUGUGCAGUAGAUACUUGUUACCACUGCUGGAUUGCCUGGGAUAGAGACAGACCUUGAGACUCAAAUUUCGUGGAUGCCACUUUCAAUGAGCAGCCUGCCUGGUGUCAUGCUCUGGAUGAGAACCUCAUCAAGUUCCAUUGUGCAGCUCACCGUGCCUCAUAGCCGAAACCUCUUUUCUGCUAUGGUCUGGUCUUAAUCCGCAGCCUUUGCUUGGAGAUGCUACUGCUGCUUUUUACCCUUUUCACUUGUUUAUCUUCCAAUCCAAUUCGUAUUUUAACCAAAUUCUUCAACAUAUAGUUCUGCAUUCUCCAUAUUGGAUAAAACUAUCAGAUUAUUCCAGCCGCUUUACCACUACUUCAUGGUUUGCUUUAGAGGCUGGAUCAAAAUCAUAGUAACUUGAUGAAUGUGGUAUGCCGUACGGGGUUUGCUAUCAAGAUUGCAAACCUUGAUCUUCACUCAUCAUUUCUUUGGAUGAGCAUCGUGCUCUCUGUAACUUUCUAGGAUACCAUUCUGGCUUGGCAGGCUUGCUAAUGGAUAUGUUGUUCCAUCAACAUCAUAACCUUCACGGGUUCUCUUUUCUCAGCCACUUUGUUGCUUCCUGUCACCAACAUCAUUUUGCUUUAAGCAUCAUGUCAGCCGUAUUCUGCAAUUGACUUGCUGACCACUUCACAACCAAUCUAUCUCAAAUCUCUUUUGUCAUAUUAAUCUCCCAAGGUCCUCCCUCUUCCAUUGUUGGACCGGCUGUGCCCAUUAGGUUGAUUAGUGUAUCUGGUGGGAAACAUUAUAGGUUAUGAUCCAGGUAUAAUCCACAUAGAGGAUGAUCUCUCUCUUUUUUUUAAAAAAAAAAAAUCUAUGAUUUGCAUGUGGUAGAGUAUUUUUUUUUAUAUUUUGAUCUAAUUAUUUUUCAUGAAGACAUGGUUCAUACGUAUACAAACUGUUUUGUGAUAUGGUAAUCGACGUAUCUUAUCCAAUUGUAUUUGUCAGAGAGUUGGAGGAAAACACAAAAUUUCUCUUUCCGCUAAAAUUUUCUAAAAAUUUUGUCAUGAGUUUACUCCCACAUUAGAAAGGGACAAUCUCUUCUUUAUCUUUAUUUACUUUGAAGUAGGUUUUACACCGCAUACAAGCACCAGCCAACUCGGCUCUCACAAAGAAGAAUUUCUACUCGGUUGCUCAUUGAGGUGAGUUCCAUCUUAAUUCUGCAACCAGGGUUGUUUGGCCAUCUCUCCAAGGCCGCCAAGGUACAUAGAAACCAGUGUCUAUCUAUCUGAAGUUUGAGGUUGGGCCCUUCCAUAAUUUGUUUUACCGGCAAAAAAACAUCUGCUAUUCUGAUUGAUGCAAGAGGUUUCCCAAGAAAGUUCUUUUAAUGGGUGAUUCACGGGAGCUUUGCGCAUGGUCCUGUUUCUGCUGUAGCAUUUCAGCCAAAGUGAUCUCGCCCAAGGAGCUUGCGUGUGACCAAAAUGUUCCUUCAAGGGGAAGGAAUUGUUAUUGCCCACAAGGCUUAGGGUUGGUUGGCGGUUGCAUUUCUACACCAAAUGUUUUCAUCAGUUGUGUCUGAUGAGAUUUAAUCCUGCCGAUAUCUCAUUAAUAUUUUAGGUAGUAGAGAUUUGUUUUGCGUGUUAUCCUGGAGGCUGAAUCUCUACAUGUUUCAUGUCCAAAUUGAUCCAACUCGGUUGUUCACAUUUUGCAAACUUAGCCAUUUCAUCAGGGUGAGUUGCAAGUAAUAUUGAUAGGUUUAAGCUCAUAAAAGAGCAUAAUCUUUCUUCUUUAG
Messenger RNA from Elaeis guineensis (African oil palm), 3170 nucleotides. Lineage: Eukaryota; Viridiplantae; Streptophyta; Magnoliopsida; Arecales; Arecaceae. The record is from RefSeq and is a predicted model, not a curated record.